AUGGAUUCUGACACAUUUCCCACUCGCUGGGAUGGUACUCGGCUGUCAUCAUCCCCCUUCUCGCGACCUGGAUGGUCCCGACUGUCUCCAUCCUAUGCACCGCCAACAAGCGAUGCGGGUCCCUCACACCACGCAGAUUGGCGUCACUAUGAAUCUGCAUUAGACGAGUCAGAUCGAUCUCACCGAUCUACCGCCCUGCAUCAAGCUCACAGUUCACGGCCUUUAUCCCGGCGAGAUAAGCCUGUCAACCCUGCUGCCUAUAGACAACUGCACUCUGUACCAACUCAGCCUGUCCUUGUCAGAGCGUACUCCGGAAAUGCUGAGGGCACUACAAUUACAAGAUCGCCGACUAUGUCUCCACGCCGAUUGUUCCCAUUUACGGGUCCAAGGACUUCGGCUCCGACUCGCUCACCGGGCCCGCCUCUCCCCUCGGACAAGGAUUUCAGUAUCGAAAGUAUACUACAGGCCAUCGAGCCUGAUAUCCGUGGAACCCUUGAUUCCAUUGCUGAUAUCUGUGGACGAAGCAAGCUCAGUCUUGCUAAUGAAUAUGGCAGCCACAUUGCCCCCCUCGGUGAAAUCCGAGCUCCCCCUGGUGGCUUGGUGCCUGUCGAAGAAGUCAGCACCAGUGACGAGCGUCGUGAUGAAGGUGUAGUGAUCUUUGAUGACGACCCAAAUCUUAUGGCCAUGGACGCUAGUCGUGAUACCAACCCGUUCUCAUACUAUCGGUAUAUUGAGAACCUCCGCCAAGCUGCCUCGGCUUUGGAACGAAACGGAGAACCCGGUCCGACAGUGUCUGCACCGUCAGUGCGUACACGAUCUGCAGCAGUAAACAACCACACUGCUGUCUUGUCAGAGCCUGACGUUGUCAAUUUGCCGAACACUCGAGACUUUAUCUCUAGACCGAAGCACUCUGGGCGAGACUUACUAGCCAAGCACAUUACUCCCCAGGAUGAGUCUGUGCCACAAGAUAUCGCGACCCAUGCUGUUGUUUCAGAGGUUCAUCUGGAAGCCCGGGCCGAAGAGGGACAUCUGUCUGGUGACGUCGGUGGCUUCGCCAUGAAUAAUUCUAUUUAUCUUCAUCCAAACGAGACAUGGCAAGCAUCCGAUAUAAUACACUCUCUACUUGGCUGGUUACGCUGGACAGCACGAGUAGCUGAACCAGAGAAUCGGCCUGCUUUACAAUCAGCCGAGAGCCGUUUACGUGCCAUGUUACAACAAUCAGCCAUCGACAGGAACAUAUCUGCACUAUCAUAG
This is a messenger RNA of Penicillium verhagenii, 1254 nucleotides long. RefSeq lists its product as uncharacterized. NCBI's taxonomy places the organism in Eukaryota, Fungi, Ascomycota, Eurotiomycetes, Eurotiales, Aspergillaceae. The coding region runs from base 1 to 1254 and encodes 417 amino acids. The record is from RefSeq and is a predicted model, not a curated record. The transcript has a single exon.